This is a messenger RNA of Drosophila santomea, 900 nucleotides long. Its product is annotated as transcription factor mef2A. Bases 1 to 900 code for a protein of 299 amino acids. NCBI's taxonomy places the organism in Eukaryota, Metazoa, Arthropoda, Insecta, Diptera, Drosophilidae. The record is from RefSeq and is a predicted model, not a curated record. The transcript is spliced from 2 exons.
AUGAUGUGCGGCAAGGGAUUCGGGAUGAUCCUGGUCCUGAUUUGGGCCACGGCCCUUUCCAGCGAACUCGCGCUGGUGAGCGGUCAAACGGUGGCGCCGCUGAAGAGCUCCACCAGUGCUCCACCCAAAAUGGAGGUCAAGCCCACGAAGCCCAUGAUAGUGAAUGCUCCGCCAAAGAAAGUGCAGCUCCCGGAAGCUCCCAAAAGCGAUGCCAGCAAGCCGCUGCAGGUCACCGGAUUCAUCACCAAGUCUGGCAACAUCUACGAGAUCGAGGACAAAAGGGGCUCCAUUGGCUCCAUCGAGGGUCGGCAGGCGGAUCAGGAGCAGAUUGUUUGCAACUAUGGCAACGUGGUGAUCUACAGCGAUGUGCCCUGUGAUCAAGUCAAGAAUGUGCGCGUGGGCGAGGUCAAGCCCCUGAAGGAGGAUCCCGUUGAGGUCAGCACCGAGAAAAACCAUGCCGAUGGCGAACAGCAGUCGCAUGAGUUGCAACAUGAGCAACAGCAGCAGGACGCAACCGACAGUCAGGAUCAGGAGCAGGAGCAGGACCAGUCCGUGCAGCCAAACCAUCCCAGGGGUCAGCAGAACAAUCGCCGACGUCGCCGUCGUCCGCAGCAGCAGAAGCAGCAGCAACAGAGGCUGCAGCAGCAACGCCGUCGGCGUCAGCAGCAACAGAAGUUGCAGCAGCGUCGCCGCAACGGCAGCGGAAACAACAGCGUGCGUCGUCGUCGUAACCGCAACAACAACAACAACAUUAAUCGCCAGCAGCAAAGACGUCGUCGCCCCGGCAACAACAACAACAACAGGCGACGCCUCAACAACAACAACGGCAACAACAAUCAGCGACAACAGCAACACCGCCGUCAGCAGCAACAACAGCAACGCCGUCGCCGUCCUAACUGA